CUUACUACUGCCUCUCUUCGACAGCAACUGAGCGGAAAAGCUGCCUCGGCCAUUUUGAAGAAGUUUCUCAGGCUGUUCGGGAUCACAUCUGAGGAAGGAAGCGAUAAAGAAAUCACCAGCGAACGGAAGCCAAAAAUUUUUCCCACACCACAGGAAGUCCGCGUUAUUGAUGUGCAAACCUAUCGAGACGCAGGGCUCUCAUAUAGGAAGGCGGAAUACCUGCAUUCCCUUGCCGAUAAAUUCAUUGAUGGAUCAAUAACAAGUGAAGGGCUUCUGAACAUGGACGACGAGGAGAUCAGCAAGCUGCUUUGUAGUGUCAAAGGGAUAGGACAGUGGACUGUGGACAUGUUUCUGAUGUUUGAUCUCAAGCGUCCCAACAUCCUACCCGUUGGCGAUCUUGGCGUGCGGAAAGGCAUGAGCCAGCAUUUCCAAAUGAAGGCAGGUGCUAAGAAAGGGAACAAGACGAAGAGCAGCGGGCCCGAAGAAAUGAUAGAAGCCGCCCAGGUAUGGGAGCCCUAUCGGUCAAUCGGGGCCUACUACAUGUGGCAACUUUUGGACAUCAAGACAGUGGAGAAAGAAAAGUAG
Molecule: messenger RNA, 585 nt
Organism: Fimicolochytrium jonesii
Lineage: Eukaryota; Fungi; Chytridiomycota; Chytridiomycetes; Spizellomycetales; Powellomycetaceae
Product: DNA glycosylase
Exons: 5
Biological process (GO): DNA alkylation repair; base-excision repair; base-excision repair, AP site formation
Cellular component (GO): protein-DNA complex; nucleus
Molecular function (GO): alkylated DNA binding; DNA-3-methyladenine glycosylase activity; DNA-7-methylguanine glycosylase activity
Source: RefSeq, a predicted model, not a curated record